Cheilinus undulatus (humphead wrasse) is the source of this 6885-nucleotide messenger RNA. RefSeq names its product zinc finger, NFX1-type containing 1 (gene znfx1). Gene Ontology annotation, molecular function: helicase activity; zinc ion binding. The record is from RefSeq and is a predicted model, not a curated record. Gene Ontology annotation, cellular component: nuclear RNA-directed RNA polymerase complex; nucleus. Bases 300 to 6317 code for a protein of 2005 amino acids. NCBI's taxonomy places the organism in Eukaryota, Metazoa, Chordata, Actinopteri, Labriformes, Labridae. Gene Ontology annotation, biological process: regulatory ncRNA-mediated heterochromatin formation. The transcript is spliced from 20 exons.
AAGAAACAACUUAAGAAAGUCUGAACUUUUGUAAAAAAUAGUCAAGUGUGGUGAGUUCCCGGGUUUGCUGUGAUGAAACGAAAGCGAGAGCAAGUGGCAGAGCCUUUAAAUAGCAGCUUCCUGCACUGACACAGCAGAGGCAGCUAGCAUCAGGAGGGGAGCAGAGACACAAACAACCGGCAGAGAAAGACUGAAGCAAACAGGCCUGAUAAACACUGUAUAUAUCAGUGUUAAGAGCUGCUGGACUUCUGUUCCGAGCUCAUCAGUGGUGCCUCUGAUAAACCACCACAUGUAAGCCUAUGGAUUACCUACUAGGAGAACUGUAUAAUGGUGUUGCUGAUGAAAAUGGAGAUGCUACAGUAAGCAAAGGUGCAAGGCACAGAAGCAGAGGUGCAAAGAGCAAAAGCAGGGAGACAACAGAUGGAGGAGGAGGCGCAGGUGGUGCGGGACGGGGGGCAGGUGCCAAACAGAAGGCAGGAGCAAGUAGUCAAGGAGGAGCCAAACAGAAGGCAGGAGCAAGUAGUCAAGGAGGAGCCAAACAGAAGGCAGGAGCAAGUAGUCGAGGAGGAGCCAAACAGGAAGUAGGAGCAGGUAGUCAGGGUGGAGCAAAACAGAAGGGAGGAGCAUGUAGUCAAGGUGGAGCAAAACAGGAGAUAGGAGCAUGUAGUCAGGGCGGAGCAAAACAGAAAGAGGGAGGUUGGGCUAAGAAAACGGGAGAGCAUGGUGCAGCUGGAAAAGAAAGAGGGAGAGGAGGUCCAUGGAGAGGAGGACAUAGUGUGGAUAGAAAAGGAGCAACAGGCGGUUGGAGAAGAGAUGGUGGAGGAGACAGACAGGAGAGAAAUAGAGCAAAAUCUGCAGGCAGUGAUGGGGCACCAAAGGGAAAUGGCCUGGGCUACAAAAGCCUGCAAGAACUUUUAGAAAAGGAGCCUUCUGAUGUAGCCAUCACCCUGACGUCUAAACGGGCUCUGAAAGAGGUUCUGAGCGAGACCAUGAUGAGGAAAGACAUGGUUGAACUCUUCUGCUUGGUUAUGAGUAAAGCCUUCAAAUCACGGUCCAACAGAGGAACCCUGACCUACCUGGCUGGCAUCAUCAAAGAUUCUGGGUUCUUCCGCACCGUCCUUCCUCACUAUCUGGUGGGAAUGGGGGCUGAGGCCAACCAGGAGCGCAGGAAAAGAUACCCACUGCAGCUAGAAAACAUCCUGAUCAUUCUGUCUGAGGUCCUCAGCAUCUUCCCUGCCAGCUCGUUGUCUGCAGUGAGCCUGUUGGUGAUACAAAUUCAAGCCAUCAUUAUGAGGCUGAAGGCAUCAGGCAUCGACAUCCAGCCUCAAGUGGAGGAGAGAGUGAAGGAACUUGAAGUCCUGAUCAGGCACCUGGAGCAGAAGUCCUGGGAGGGAACCCUGCGCUCAGAUAAGGAAACUUAUGGCCUCCUAACAAAUGGAGCUGACAACCUAGGUGAGGAGGACUUGGAGGAUUUUAGGACCAUUCCAAUCUACCCGACUCUUGACGAGCUCCAUAAGGGUGAAAGACCCUUCCUCAGACCAAAUCUCACCUCUCAGCGCUACACGAACACCCACGUGUACCUCGACACCCACUUCCGGUUACUGAGAGAGGACUUUGUGCGCCCACUUCGAGAGGGGAUCCAGCAGCUACUGUGGAACCAAAAGGACAUGGGACGGAGCGAACAUACGCUGAGGGGGAAGCAGUUUGACGACAUCAGAGUGUAUUUUGACACAAAGCUGCAAGUGCCAAAGUGCACGCACACUGGGAUUGCUUAUGUAGUCCAGUUUGACACACAGCCACUCAAGUUUGUGCGCUGGGAGAACACCAAGCGGCUGAUCUUUGGAUCCCUGGUCUGCCUGUCUUGUGAUUAUUUUGACACCCUCCUGUUUGCUACGGUGUCAGAUCGGGAUCCCAAGGACCUGAGUAAAGGACUGGUUCAGAUUUCCUUCACUGAAGAAAGCAGAGCUCAGCUCGCCACUGUUGAGAAAGGUCGCUCAUUCCUGAUGGUUGAGACCACUGCGUUCUUUGAGGCCUAUCGGUACGUUCUUGAGGGCCUACAGGAGCAGGAGGAGAACAACCUGCCCUUUCAGAGGUACAUCGUGGAGUGCAGCCAAGAAAUUGCUCCACCAGCUUAUCUGCGAGAAGAAGACACUUACGACCUGGCAGCCGUUGCUGACCCAGAACAAAAGAGCGUCAUUCGGCCCUUUCACAGUCUGAACCCACAGGCCUGGCCGAAAAUGGAGGACCUGCGGCUGGAUGAGUCUCAGAUGAGAGCCUUCCAGUUGGCCCUCACCAAUGAGCUGGCGAUCAUACAGGGUCCUCCUGGAACUGGAAAAACCUAUGUUGGCCUCAAGAUCGCUCAAGCUCUGUUAACCAAUCAGGGUCUCUGGAGACGUGACGGUGCUCCAAUGCUGGUAGUGUGCUACACCAACCAUGCCCUGGAUCAGUUCCUGGAGGGCAUCCAUAGGUUUCUGAAACCUGAGAUGGUUAGAAAAGGAUUGCUUGGCCGGCUUGGUGGAUGGCAGCAGAGUCCUCUAUCUAAAGAACCCCGCAGCCGCCUGGGUAUUGUGAGAGUAGGAGGUCGCAGCAGCAGUGAGAUCCUGAAGCCUUACAACCUCACAGAGCUGCUCCACUCAGGGAGUUUUAGACAGUUAAAGCCAUACCAUCUGGGUUUUGCUCUUCGUGAGAUUCACGAGCAACUGGAGGAGGAGGAGAAGAAAAUCCAGGCUCAGACCCUGAAGAUGGAGUGUUGCACAAAAGGCAUCAUGCGUGAAGACUUCUUACAGAAGUACAUUUUAUACAAGCACUGGACUAGUCUGCACCAGCACCUGAUAUAUGAUGGUUUUGAGAUUCAGGGUGAGAGGAAGUCCAGUCGGAUGAUGGAGUGGUUGGGUGUGGGUUUCCUCUCUCACCAGCAGAUGGAGCCAGAGUACUUAAACCCAUUUGAAGAAGCAGCACAAGAGGAAACAAUGUCUUGGCCAGAUGAGGGCCUCAUUGAAGUUACAGAGGAAGCAGCUAUGAUCCUGGCAGAAAGGAUUAUUGAUGACAACACAGACUUCAGAGGUGGCAGAGAAGAGAGAAAAAAGAAAAAGGAGAGAGACAUGCGGAGAGCUGUCCAAGAGUUGGAAGAAAGGAUGCUCGACAUGAACCUGGGGAAAGCUGAAAUCCAGCCUCAGCAGAACGAGAACGAGAACGAAGUGUGGCAGGUAAAAGUGAUUAAAAUACAACGGGAAGAGAGAAAAAGAUUAAAGAACUACGUCAAGAGAGAGCUGCAGGAGACCUCCACCAUGACCGAGACAGAGGAACGCUUUAUCCAGGACAUUUGGACCCUCAGCAUGCAGGACAGAUGGAGACUCUAUCGGUUGUGGGUGGCUCGCUACAGGGAGGAACUUUGCAACAAAGUCCUGCAGUGUGAACAGGAUUAUCAAAAUGCUGCAGACAGACUGACUGAAGUGAAACGUCAUCAGAGCCUCUGUGUGCUCCGGGAAGCCACGGUUAUUGGCAUGACAACAACCGGGGCAGCCAAGUACCGUAAACUUCUGCAGGAAGUGCGCCCCCGUCUGGUCAUCGUAGAAGAAGCUGCAGAGGUUCUGGAGGCGCACACCAUCACAACACUGAGCGAGGCAUGCCAACACCUCAUCCUCAUCGGAGACCACCAGCAGCUUCGUCCCAGUGCCACAGUCUACGAACUGGCCAAGAACUUCCACCUGGAGAUGUCCAUGUUUGAGAGACUGGUGAACAUGGGACUCCCUUAUGUCAGACUCAACUACCAGCAUCGUAUGCGGCCAGACAUUGCCCGUCUUCUGACCCCACACAUCUACUCUGAGCUGGAAAACCAUCCCUCUGUGCUUGAAUAUGAAAACAUCAAGGGCCUUAAGACUAAUUUAUUUUUUCUGGAGCACAACCACCUGGAAGAAGACAUCAAAGAUGGAAAAAGCCACAAGAACAAGCAUGAGGCAAAGUUUGUAGUGGCUCUCUGCCGCUACUUCCUCCUCCAGGACUACAAACCAGAGCAAAUUACCAUCCUAACCACUUAUACUGGCCAGCUCCAGUGUCUGCGCAGUCUUAUGCCUGUGAACCAGUUCCAGGGAGUCAAAGUGCAUGUGGUGGACAAGUACCAAGGAGAAGAGAAUGAUAUUGUCAUACUGUCUCUAGUCCGCAGCAACCCGCAGGGUAAAGUCGGCUUUUUGAACAUUCCCAACCGCGUCUGUGUGGCCUUGUCUCGUGCCAAGAAAGGUCUCUACUGCAUUGGCAACAGUGGAAUGCUGGGACAGGUCAAACUGUGGAGCAACAUCUUCAGCACCUUGAAGGAGCAAAGCCAAAUUGGAAAAGCUCUGACCCUGUGCUGUCAGAAUCAUCCAGAUCGACUGGUAACGGCUUCAUGUGCCGAAGAUUUCCAACAAGCUCCAGAGGGAGGCUGCACCCAGCCCUGUGAGUUCCGUUUGAAAUGUGGCCAUGUUUGCACAAGAGUCUGUCACCCCUAUGAUCCCGAGCACAAGAAGUUCAUGUGCAUGAAGAAAUGCGCGAAGACUUUAUGUGAGCUGGAACACAAGUGCCCACUUUUGUGCCACCAGAAAUGCCCAAAGAACUGUACAGUGAAGGUUGAGAAGAUCAUACCCAAGUGUCAGCACAAACAGAUGGUUCCCUGCCACCAGGACCCUGCAACGUUUAUGUGUAAGAUGCCCUGCCAGAAGCUGCUUGACUGUGGGCAUCCCUGCGACUCAUAUUGUGGGUCUGAAUGCAGUAAAUGCAUGGUGGUGGUCAACUUACAUCUAAGAUGUGGCCACAUCACACAGGAUGCUUGCUUUUACAAAACUGAGCUUGUUGGACCUGAAUGCAAGGCUCCUUGUGAGCAUCAGCUAAAAUGUGGCCAUGCAUGUCGUGGCACAUGCAGCAUAUGUUAUGCGGGAAGGUUCCACCGUGCUUGCUCUCAACCUUGUGAACGUGUCCUGAUCUGCUCUCACAAGUGCGAGGAGCCUUGCACUCGGGAUUGCCCACCCUGUCGGAAGCCAUGUGAGAACUGCUGCAUCCACAGCAAGUGUAAGAAGCGUUGUGGAGAGUCCUGUGCUCCGUGCAAUGAGCCCUGUGCUUGGCAAUGCCCACACCAAAGCUGCACGAAACUGUGCCACGAGCCGUGCGAUCGUCCACCAUGCACCAAACCAUGCAACAAGACCCUGGGCUGUGGUCACCCAUGCAUAGGCCUAUGUGGGGACAAAUGUCCCAGCAAAUGUCGCAUAUGUAAUCAUGAAGAGGUUACUGAGAUUUUCUUCGGCACCGAGGAUGACCCUGAGGCUAGCUUCAUCCAGUUAGAAGACUGUGGGCACAUCAUUGAAUUCACAGCCAUGGACACAUACAUGGGCGUAAACAACAACCAGCAGACUGAGGAGGGAGAGGAGGUGGUGAUAAAACUGAAGGAAUGUCCAAAGUGUCGCACUCCAAUCCGCAAGAAUCUACGCUAUGGAUCUCGCAUCAACAGCAGCCUGGCAGAGAUCGAGAAGGUGAAGGCAAAGAUGAAUGGAGAUCAGGCAGAGGUCAGAAAGCACUGGAAAGCUCUUCGCAUGAAAUGGAAAGUUAUUCUUCCAACAUGUAGUGUGCUUGAAAAAGAAUGUCUGCCCAUUACAGAGUGUCUCAGAAAAUCUGAUCUCACUGCAAAUGAUCUGUGGAUCCUGGAGAAUAAAAUGGAAUUCCUACAAAGAAUUGCAAAGCUAAAGGAGAUCCGGAUGGAAAAACUGUCCUUUUUGCAAAGCUUUAUACUGGAAAAGAAAGUUGGGGAGUUUCUGGGCUGGCUUAACAACAGACGUCAAAAAUUCACUGAACAGCAAGUCUUUGAUUUGCAGAGAGAGCUACAGAGACUUACCCUCCUGACUGAACUCCUCAUCCAUUGUGAUACGGCAAAAGAAAGAGGCCUACAUGACAAAAUCAAAACGGAGGUAGAAGCGAUGAGAAGAGUUCUGGAAAAGAUGGGCCAAUUCACCAAGCAAGACGAAGAGAGAGUCAGAGAGGGGAAGAAGGAACUGAACAAAAAGGUUCCACUCACAGGCCUGAUGAUCAGCGAGGAGGACAGGAAGAUGAUUGUCUCGGCUAUGAAAAUGCGCCAAGGACACUGGUACAAAUGUCCAAAUGGCCAUGUGUAUGUCAUAACUGAGUGUGGAGGGGCCAUGGAGAGACGAAAAUGUCCUGAUUGUGAUGCAGUCAUUGGCGGAGCCAGUCACAGACUAGAAAGUGGAAACCAAGUCGCCACUGAGAUGGAUGGAGCACAGCACGCCGCCUGGUCUGAGCAGAACAACCUGCUCAACUUUGGUGAAUUUAACAACUAAAAGGAGAGAAUACGGUCAUUUCUGUAGACUUCUAAGUUGAUUGUAAAGCCCGACUGUUAUGCUUUUACUUCGUGGACCACUUGAUUUCAUGUUGGACCAGCAGGGAUCACUGCUUAAGCCACUGUACUCAAAAUAACAGAAAUUAUAGCAGUACAUUUCACUUUGUAACACUGUAGAUCACUUAGUUGAUGGUUGAGGCUGAGCCUGUUUUUAUUUUAAUUAUUUAAUUUAAUUAAACCUUACACUAAUAAUCUGUGACACUUUGUUUCACUUUUGUUAGUGUUUGAUUUUGCAUGUUUUUGGUUUGGUUUGUGUUAUAUAUGUGUUUGCUGUUUAAAAUCUCGCAGAUGGUGUGUACAAAUGGGCUUCAACAGAUGUCAUUAUGUGAUGUUUUCAUGAUAAAAAUAUUACAGUUGGCCAAACAUUUCAAAUCCAGGGCCGUGUAACACGGUUGUUCCUUGCUUGAACAGCAGGUGGCAGUAAAACUCUAUAUAAUAUGAUACAGAAAAAUCACUUGAUGGUUCUUAUGUUUGAAACCUGUUGGAGUUUAAUAAACAUCUUAACAGUU